Staurois parvus is the source of this 479-nucleotide messenger RNA. NCBI's taxonomy places the organism in Eukaryota, Metazoa, Chordata, Amphibia, Anura, Ranidae. The record is from the annotation of a GenBank genome assembly.
AUGGGCCCCUGUACCGCCUCCCCAUGCUGCUGCCAGGCCCGUAAUCUGCCAUGGGCCCCUGUACCGACUCCUCAUGCUGCUGCCAGGCCCGUAAUCUGUCAUGGGCCCCUGUACCGCCUCCUCAUGCUGCUGCCAGGUCCAGAGUGUGUGUCAUGGGUCCCUGUACGGCCUCCCCCAUUGCUGCUGUCUCUAUCGCCACACUCUGCCAUGUGCCACUUUCAGGUCUCCUCACACUGCUGGUGGUUUCCAUUUUUGUCAUAGGGUGCUGUAUGGCCUCCCAUUGCUGCUGCCUCCACCGCCACACUGUGGCUCCACACUCUGGUUUUGGCCCCGUGACUGCCCAAAUGAGUGAAGUGUGCGGUGAUUCUAAGAUCGACGGCACUCAUCUGCAUGUCAUACUGACUGACAGUAUUAUUUCUCUUCCCCAGCAGACUCCAAGGGCAUUUAAAUUAAAGGUACAGUGUUCUGCACUAAUAUUA